Messenger RNA from Scaptodrosophila lebanonensis, 1349 nucleotides. RefSeq names its product SPRY domain-containing SOCS box protein 3. Gene Ontology annotation, biological process: proteasome-mediated ubiquitin-dependent protein catabolic process. NCBI's taxonomy places the organism in Eukaryota, Metazoa, Arthropoda, Insecta, Diptera, Drosophilidae. The transcript has 3 exons. Gene Ontology annotation, molecular function: protein binding. Bases 262 to 1275 code for a protein of 337 amino acids. Gene Ontology annotation, cellular component: SCF ubiquitin ligase complex. The record is from RefSeq and is a predicted model, not a curated record.
AGAAAUCUUCAUAAAAAGGUAAACAAACAAGACAUGGUCUGCUUUUGAUUAUCCGCUCGCAUUACUCGUACACGGAAAGCAAACCGAAGCGGACACAUGUGUCGUAAGUCAUUAAGAAAACCCGGGUCAAAAAUCGUAACUCGUUUAACUGGAAAGUGAGUUCAAGUGCAACGAAAGCGCAUUAAAUUAGUGCGACGUUGCAAGCGGAGGUGAACGCACGAGUUGUCCGGCAUCCUAACUUGGUCGAGAAUAAAAACAAUAAUGCUCACUACGCAACAGGAAGCACGUUGUCCAGGCUUUUGUGACUGUACUUUUCCCAGCUGCACAGACGUCAACGACCACAAUGGACCAAUAACAAAUCUCGUAAAGUGCAUCUGUGGCGAGGACAGUGGAAACGGACUUCAAUGGAAAUGGCACCACAGUGAAGAGUCCGAUGUACAAAUCGAUGGACGUGACAUAAUUUUCCAUCCUAUAUAUAGCCAGGGUACGGCAAUAGUGAGGGGCGAUCAACUCCUGGAGGCGGACAAGGUGCACUUCUGGGAGAUGCGCGUCAUAACAGCACUAGCAGGCACCGAUGUGAUGUUUGGUAUCGGAACAGAUGGCGUCAAUCUAGAACAGUUCAAAUUUCACUUUGUCUCAGCACUGGGCACCAACGCCCAAUCCUGGGGCUACUCCUACAAUGGCAGAACACAACACUGCGGCGAACAACUGCCCUAUGGUCAAAAGUUUUCACAGGGCUGCCUGGUGGGCAUCUUUUUGGAUCGCAUGCGUGGCCAUUUGGAAUUCUAUUUGAAUAGGCGGUCCCUUGGUGUGGCCUAUACAAAUAUACCCACAAAUCCAAACACAAAAAUAUAUCCCAUGGUAUGCUCUACGGCCGCCAAGUCAGUCAUAAGGCUAAUUAACUCUACAUCGCAAGUUGCAACCUUGCAACUGAGAGCCUUCCAGACAUUGACGAAGCACCCCCAAAGGCUGGAAGAGUUACGCAAUAUGCCGGGCCUUAAGGGCAUUCUUCGAUCGUACUGGUUUUUGGCUCCACCCGUGCGCUACUCCCGCCGCUCCAAGGAGCACGAACUGGACCUUGGCGAUGAGGCGGUGCUGUCAUCAUCGAAGCGACUGGGAAGAAAGCAAAAAUACAAAGACCCUGAUGAUGAGGACACUGAUGAUCUGUACGCAAAUGCUCAUAAAAUUCCUCUGCGUCGCAAUGACAGCGGCGAUGAGGAAUACACAACAUCCGUUCAUGAAUUCUGCGAUGAGUUUUUCCAUUACUUGCUUUAGAAUUGUUUUAUAUUAAGUAUGCAUUUAUUUAAAAGUAUGUAGAGUUUAGUUAAAUAUAUGUAUGUAUGUAUAUA